Oryza brachyantha (malo sina) is the source of this 2073-nucleotide messenger RNA. RefSeq lists its product as uncharacterized. The coding region runs from base 108 to 1784 and encodes 558 amino acids. Gene Ontology annotation, molecular function: protein binding. The record is from RefSeq and is a predicted model, not a curated record. NCBI's taxonomy places the organism in Eukaryota, Viridiplantae, Streptophyta, Magnoliopsida, Poales, Poaceae. Gene Ontology annotation, biological process: positive regulation of protein catabolic process; protein ubiquitination. The transcript has 10 exons.
CGCGCUCCUCCCGCCGAGGACGGGCUUCCUUGCGGCGGCCCAGGACGGGCUUCUCCUCCCACCGCCUGCGCUGAUCUCCCGCGAGCAGGGGCGCUGUCGUCCUCGCAAUGCCAAUGCAAACUGUCGAAAAAACCAAUGCUGUGAAAGUUGCUCAUUCUGAAGAUAAUAGUGAAAAUACAGAUGGAUCAGAUUCAUCAGAUGCAGUUGAGUGGGACCCAUGGAACCCUCCAUAUCCUCCUCGUCCUGCUUUUCCACCGACGGCAGACUUUAUGACCAAAAUGCAACUGAUCAAACAGCAUGUAUUUCGAAGACAGGCUGCACUUGCUGCCUCCAGGUCCACAAAUAUAAUUGCCCCAGACCGUACUCCUCAGGUGGUGCUCGGUAAUUUUUGCAAAAUAUCCGGUGAACUAGAGCUCAUCCUCAAAAGAGAUAGUGUUCGGAGCUUCCUCAGGCUGUAUAAGGAAAAUGUGGAUUGCAUGGCUUGGGGUUAUAUCAUCACCCCUCAAACAUUAAACUUGAUUAUUGCACACAAUGCCCUGCGUUGUGCUAAGCUUGUUUUGGAGGGCAAGGCGCCUGCGUUCUGCCAGAUGCGUGCCAACCCGAACUGCAUGACCAGAUCCGGAUACUUCCCCCUCCAUCAAGCUGCUGAAAAUUUCUCUGUUGACAUGAUUAAGUUGCUGCUUCGCUAUGGCGCAUCAGCAAAUUUACGCACAUCGGGGGAAAAUUUCAUCGAGGGCUUCCUCCCUCUCCAUGUUGCCAUUGAGGACACUUGCAUGCACAAGUAUCUGGAGGAUAAUCUAUUAACUGACCAAAAGCACAAACAAGUGGAUUUUGGCUUCAUCUACAAGCUUGUCCAUCUGCUUUGUCUGCCUGAGAUGAAGAUCUUCUUGGCCACGACUAGACUGCUUGCAGACUACACAGAUAAUCUUCUUGAUGAGCUAUGGAAUUACAUUAAGGAGGGAAAGCUUGUCCAUGCAGCCAUUUUGCUCCUUGCAGCACAACGGAGAAUUCGUAGAUGUGCUUCUUCUAAUAGAAACAUCAAGCAUAACCCGAGUGGGUUUACUAUUAUCAAGGAUCGUAUCAUGGGAUUCAUUGUUUCCAUAGAAACAGAAGGGCCUGGAUUAACAAGCGGUAGAAAUAGCAAGGCAUAUAGGCAGCUGGAGGAGAAGCGGAUGUUGUUCUGUAAUGCAUUGGUGCUUAAUUCUAUGAUUUCUGAAGCUGGUGAAGCUCUUGAUGAAUAUAUCCAGACUCAUUCAGAGGUAUCUCACAGGGAGAUCCUUGAAAGUGUUUCAUCAAUUCUCAAGGAUCAUGGUUUCGAUUCUGCUGGAAAAGGAAUAAACAUAGGAGAGCUGAAAUGCUGCCCCUAUGACUGCGAAGAGCCGGAUAGUCUGCUAAAGUCCAAGCAUGAAAAAUAUUUCAUGACCGAGGCAGGUGGAGAAUCUCCUAAUCUGAAUGUUGAAGCUAAAAAUGCUGUAGGAUAUAAACCACCAAGUAGAUGGGAACUUCAGAAAACAAAGGAUAUGUUCUUCCCAAUUUGGAGAUCAGUGUUAAGAUCUCGCUGUACAGUAAAAGUGUUCCCAAGCUAUGCACCCAUGAAGGACUAUGAGCAAUUUAUGCCAAAGCUUUCUACAGGCGGUAGUUCUGAAAAUAAAUUGAAGGAUAAAGGGUCUUUUCCAGUUCAUGUUGGUUUGUUCGGGAAAAACUCACAACUAACAAGCAUCCAUCAAUCCAGAAGGUUAUUUGGUACUGCUGCAUUUACACUACUGAAGAUGAAGCGUGCAUGAGUUGGAAGGUAUGGUGCCCUCCUGAUUUGUGGAGUAGGACCAUACUAUCUUGCCCUUGGUUUGCCUGGCUUUGUUCUGUACCGGAUGUGUGUCGUUCUGACAGAGACCUGAUAACGUGUUAUUGUACUGCAGUAUUAUAUGCCAGGGCCGACGUUGGCUGAACAAAUGUUGUGUUCAUGUAAUUAAGUUAUUAAUUCAGUCGCCAUGUUCAUAUUCAUAGCAAGUUUUAUCAGACGUGGAUUGCAUGUAUAAUUGUCUCGGUUAGUUCAUUCUUAACUGUCUCGGUUAA